CUGCUCACCUUGCCUUGGCUGGAGGGUUCUCAGUUGCUCAUUGGUAGCCGGCGGGGAAGGAUCAGGAGGCACCAUCAUGGGAGAGACCAGCAGCGAGCUGAGCAGAGCUCUGAGCAACACAGAAGCCUCUCUGGGGCUAGAGGUUGGAGGAGGCUGCCGAGGCACAAUGGCUGAAGUGAGGGUGCUGGUGAUCAACACCGGGGGGACCAUAGGAAUGGUGCCCCAUGAGUCAGAGGGUCUAAUUCCUGAGGCUAACAAGUUAGCAAGGUCCCUGAAAAAGAUCCCAAUUCUUCAUGAUGCAGUGUAUGCCAACAAGAUUAACCUGGGAGAUGACACCUUGGUGCUUCCCUCUUCUAACCAGAAUAAAAGAAUAAUCUACACAAUCCUGGAACUUUCUCCACUGCUUGAUUCUUCAAAUAUGACACCAGCUGAAUGGGACAAGAUUGCUAGGCAACUUGAGAUAAACUAUGAAAUGUACGAUGGAUUUGUGAUCCUUCAUGGCACAGACACUAUGGCCUAUACAGCCUCAGCACUGUCCUUCAUGUGUGAGAACCUGGGUAAAACUAUCAUUCUGACAGGAUCCCAGGUGCCCAUAUAUGAACUGAGGAAUGAUGGCAGAGCCAACCUGCUGGGGGCGCUGCUGAUCGCAGGACAAUUUGUAAUUCCUGAGGUGUGCCUGUACUUUUAUAAUAAAUUGUACAGGGGAAACCGGGUGACUAAGGUGGAUGCAGAGAGUUUCAAUGCCUUUUCCUCACCUAACCUGCCUCCACUUGCAAAUGCUGAGGUUGAUAUUACAAUCAACUGGGAGACAGUGUGGAGAGCCAAUACCACCAAGAAAUUUGAGAUCCACACCAACAUGAAUAGCAACGUGGGGCUCCUGAGAAUCUUCCCAGGGAUUACGGCAGCAGCGGUGAGGGCAUUUCUUCAGAGCCCAAUGGAAGGGAUUGUGCUUGAGACCUACGGAAGUGGGAAUGCCCCUAAUAAUCGUCCCGAUUUGCUAGCUGAACUGAAGAAAGCAACUGAUCGCCAGGUGGUGAUUCUGAAUUGCACCCAGUGCCUGCGAGGAACUGUUUCUGUAGUUUAUGCUACAGGAAAGACUCUUAUGGAUGCAGGUGUAAUUCCAGGAGCGGAUAUGACACCAGAAGCUGCCCUUGCCAAACUGUCCUAUGUUCUGAGCAAACCUGGACUUUCCUUGGUUGAGAAGAGAAAGAUGUUGAGUGAGAACCUGAGAGGAGAGAUGACUGUUGUGCCCAUUGGAACCAAGAUCACCCUCAAAGAUAGCAAGUUUAUUCAAGAGAUUGCAAAAUAUCUCUUUAUCAGCUGCAAGGAGGAACUUGAAGCUGUUAGGGAUGCUUUGACUCCUCCUUUGGCUUGUGUGGCUGCAAAAAAUGGUGAUUUGGAGGCCCUAAAAGCCUUACAGAGUAUGGGUGGAAACCUGAGUUCUGGGGAUUAUGAUGGCCGCACUCCUCUUCAUAUUGCAUGCUGUGAAGGCAAUUUGGACAUAGUCACACACCUGUUACAGUCUGGUGCAACUGUGUAUGCAAAAGACCAUCUGGGAGCCACUCCUCUGCUGAAUGCUAUCAAGUUCAGGCACCACAGAGUGAUUUGCUUGCUUCGCAUGACUGGAGCUCACCUUUCCAGCCAGGAACUUGUGAAUGUUGGAACAGAACUCUGCAGUCUUGCCUAUCAUGGAGAUGUUGAGGGACUGAAGGCAUGGCAUUUGGCAGGUGUGGACCUGUAUCAGUCUGGCUAUGAUGGGAACACUCCAUCUGAAGUAGCUAAGGCUGCAGGGCAAAAUAAAGUCAUGGAAUUUUUCAAACAGUUGGCAUGCUAAAGUGAUAUAUGACAUUUCUCUCAGCUGUGCAUAAGAGAGAAAGGCAUAUUAAUGUAACUAAGGCUGAGAAGACCUGAAGAAUUCAGCUGAAUGCAUACUGGUUUUAGAAUUAGCUCAGUAGAGUUUUAUUUUCUUAUUUUUAAUUUUUUUUACAAAAUGAUCUUGUUUUAAAGGGAAUCAUCUGCCAGUAAUACAUAAAGGCAGAAUACAUUGAACAUUACUCAAGAGGUCAUUGAACUUAAUGAAGGAACAGAUAUAUGAAGGUGGAACAAGCUGCAGUCCUCAAAUUUCAUAUAAAUAUGCACUAUAAUAACUCUGGACAUUGAUGCCCCAGUUUGCUCAGUCCAGCAGUGGCUCUUCAGAAGGUCAAACAGAAGUAUUUCUAAGGUAUGCCACCAGAGCUUGGAAAAAUGGCUUUUUGUGAGCUACAACUCCCUGAAUCCCUCAACCAUCAUGGUCAGUAGCUAAGUUGGUAGGAUUCUGGGAGGUGUAGUCCAAAAAACACCUUUUCCAGGCUCUGUCUGCUGUUAAGUAUUAUUUUUACUGGCUAUGUUGUAGAGUGGACCUCUACACACACAGCUGUGUUUUCUACUGUUAAGCUGAGACCUUUCCCGGGUAGAUGUUAAAGGCACGACAUGAAAAUAACACGGUGUAUUUCAACAUUUAAAUUUAUUUUAAAAAGAAGCUAGGUGAUUUGGCAUUUCACAAGCAACAGCAUGAAAAAGUUGAAAGCUUCCAGUGAGCUUUGUUGGGUCAAAAAUCUGAAAUUCCAAACUAUCACUUCUUUAGAAUAGAAGGCCAAAACGGGACCACUAAGAAACAAGGGAGAAGUAUCAUCAUGUCUGGGGAAACCUUGGGGUUUGCAGAAAUUCUAUUUUAGGCCACAUGAGCCUUAUGUUUAACAACAGGAAGGGAGCAAUAGUCCCUUUCACCUCCUGUUUCAAAAAAGGUUUCGCUUGGACCUAAAUGGGCCCAAGCUGGGCUCAAAAUGUGGUAGAAAUGCCCCCCACAUCCCCUAGAAGACAUGUGGGAUUAAAAUAAUUGGGAAAAAAUUACAAACUUUGGGGGGGGGGGAUUGUUUGACCAUUUGGGCGCUUGGGGAGCCUCAAAUACAGUGGAAAUGCCCAUUGUGCUCCCAGAAGGCUUUGGGGGGCAUUUUGGAGCAAAAAAUGUUUGCCAAUUUUUUUUUUUGAUCCCCUGGAAGGGCCAGAAAAAUAGCCCUGGAGGUUGCAUGUGGCCCACAGGUCACACUUUAUCCAUCCCAAUCUAGACUAAGAGGGCAUUCCCUGUGACAGCAUAGCAAUGAAGAAUGAAAAAGAACUGGAAAAGGCAAACAGAAAACAGGUUGGAGUAAAGGACACAAUGAUGAUUCUUGGAAGAAAGGCUGGCUGGCUGGCGACUUGAAAAGUCAUACUCCAACCUGUGUGAUUUGCAAACAUAUAACUGAAAUGUUUUGGCUGAAGUGAAACCUGAAGCCCAUUUAGAAGACUCUGUUCAGGAGGAGGUGGGGAAAAAAUAAUAGAAAUUUUGAGAACGUAACCAUCUAUCUAUCUAUCUAUCUAUCUAUCUAUCUAUCUAUCUGUCUGUUUCCCCCAGGAUUAUUCUGUGCACUUCUGCCUCUAAUGCUGCAGUUAGUUAAGAUCUUGCUUGCAAACAAAUCAUUGUCAUUAUAUUGCAACCCCCUUCUCCAUGCCAAUUUAUAUUUACUGUGGAAAUGACUGUGAUUUUUAUGCUAUGCUUUUUAAUAAAAUACUGAAAAAACA
Sceloporus undulatus (fence lizard) is the source of this 3597-nucleotide messenger RNA. RefSeq names its product 60 kDa lysophospholipase-like. The coding region runs from base 77 to 1834 and encodes 585 amino acids. Gene Ontology annotation, molecular function: protein binding; asparaginase activity. Gene Ontology annotation, biological process: amino acid metabolic process. Lineage: Eukaryota; Metazoa; Chordata; Lepidosauria; Squamata; Phrynosomatidae. The transcript has 16 exons. The record is from RefSeq and is a predicted model, not a curated record.